GAGGUGAGAGAGAGGGGGAGAAGGAAAGAGGGGCGGGUACGUGAGCACUGAGUGAGGUUGGCUGAGAAUGAGAGAGUGUGUGAAAGGGAAACUGUUGGAGACGGACCGGGAGGAUUAAGUGUUAACACAAUAUCGCCCUAUAAAGGAACUUCCUGAAGGAGAUUCAGGCUUUCAUUAGGCUUUCUCUACGACUUGGUGAUUGGAUUUUACUGGUUUGUCUGACUACGGAUAAACCCAAAGACGUUGCAGGACUUCUGCUUGAUCAACAGGCCUAUUCUAUUCAGCAGCAGACGGAAUACAAUACAACUACAGUUCAUUCACAACUAUUUAGGAGUUAAAAUGGCGGGGAAAAUCAUCCUCCUUAUACUGGAGUUAUUGUUUAUGCUCAAGGGUGUCUCUUCUCUCUGCCGAGAUGAAAGCAGAGGUGAUGGCAGUAGUGAUGGCCCUGGGACAGAAGAAGACGAGUGUGAACAGAAUGUCGGUAUAUGUGGAAACCACUCCAUAUGCAUCAACACUCUGGGGAGUUUCUGCUGCAAGUGUAUGCCUGGGUACAAGGAAUUGAAAAAUAGGCCCGAGUUCACCUACGACGGACAGUGUUUGGACAUCAACGAGUGCUGGGAAUUUGGGAACAUCUGUGGUCCCAAUGCCUACUGCAACAACACUAUUGGAAACUACACCUGCACCUGUCUCUCAGGAUAUGCUAAGCAGGAUGCUACGAGUCCCUCGUGCAUUGACAUUGACGAAUGUGAGGAUGGUGCAAAGCCAAAUGAAGGUGUUUGUGGCAUUAAUGGCACUUGUACAAAUUCCAACGGGAGCUUCUGGUGUGAGUGUCCAACCGGCUUCACUACCUAUGGCAACGAAAGGACUCCAUGUUCGGAGCUGAAAUGUGACCAGUUCGAGGGUCCCGUUGCAGCGUCACCGCAGCCUUAUGGAGGUCUGGCAGAAAUCUUGUCCCAAUUGAAGAGUAGCUGUUUAGCGCUGGCCCGACCGGACCAGUAUGGGAACAAGACCACUGGACCCACGGUGCUCCUCAAUAGCCUCUUCGACCUGACAGCGGAGGUCCUGUCCAGCAACAAUACGGGCGACAGUGUGGCGGCCGUGAGCAGCAUGCUCAGCGCAGUGGAGGACUCCAUCAAACUCAUUGGCCCCCAACUCACUGAGGACCAAACCAGCAUGAACACAAGCCAGACAGAGACGAAGAUCACGGUGUGGAAGAAGACGACUCCCCCGAGCGGGCCGGUGCGCCUGACCAACACCAACGCCAACAUGGAGGCGGACUGGAGCACGGCCAUCGGGAACAGAACCUACCCUGGUUUCGCGCUCGCUGCUCUGGUGAGUUAUAAGAACCUGGAGACCAUGCUGAACCAGUCCUUUGAGCAGAUAACCUUACCCGAAAAGAACGACAGGAAGCCCAGCUACCAGCUCUUCUCCAAGGUGGUGUCGGCGUUGGUCUCCAACCCUGACACACAGCACCUAGACAAGCCUGUCAUUCUCACCCUACGACACCUGAAGGAGCUGAAGGAGUCCGCUGAGGUGAGCUACACCUGUGCCUACUGGAAGGCUGCGGGAGGCGGGCUGCAGGGGAAGGAGGAGGAGGGCGGGGCCUGGUCCACCCGCGGCUGCACCCAGGUCUCCUCCAACGCCUCCCACACCGUCUGCAGCUGCACCCAUCUCAGCAGCUUUGCCGUUCUCAUGGCCCUCUACCCCGUCAACCACACCUUUGGCCUCAUGCUGCUGACCAAGCUGUGCCUGGUCGUCUCCCUGCUAUGUCUGCUCCUGUGCAUCCUCACCUUCAAGUUCUGCCGCUCCAUCAAGGGCACCCGCACCACCAUCCACCUUCACCUCUGCAUCUGCCUCUUCCUGGCCGACCUCGUCUUCCUCGCAGGCAUCUCCAAGACCCAACCCCAGGGUGGAUGUCGGUUGGUAGCAGGCCUGCUCCACCUCUUCUUCCUGGGGGCGUUCAGCUGGAUGCUGCUGGAGGGUGUGCAGCUCUACCGGAUGGUGGUGCUGGUGUUCAACACCACCAUCCGACCGCGCUACCUAUACACCGUGGGCUACGGGACGCCCCUCGUCAUCGUCAUCAUCUCGGCCAUCAGCAGACCCACGGGAUACGGCACAGACCAAUACUGCUGGCUGACGACAGAGCAGGGCCUCAUCUGGAGCUUCUUCGGGCCGGUGUGUGUCGUCAUUGGCCUCAACGUGUUCUUCUUCAGCAUCACCAUCUGGAAGCUGGCCCAGAAGUUCUCCAGCCUCAACCCUGACCUCACCCACCUGCACAAAAUACGAGCCUUUACAAUCACGGCUAUAGCUCAGCUGUGUGUGCUGGGCCUGAUGUGGCUCUCUGGGGUCUUCCUCUUUAAGGAGGGGGACUUGGCGGCCGCAUACAUAUUCACCAUCCUCAACGGCCUACAGGGGGCGCUGAUAUUCCUCCUGAACUGUCUGCUGUCAAAGCAGGUGAGAGACGAGUAUGGCAAAUUAUUGUCCUGUAUCUGUCCACAAACCACAAAGAAGUACUCGGGCUUCGGCAGUACAAUCAGAUCCAGUCAGUCACAGGCGUCCCGGAGCGGUCCACCCACAAGCGAAUCAAACAUAUGAAGAAUCCUCUUACACACGGCUCCUCCCCCUGCUCUGUCUGGGGUAUUAUUUGGUCUAUGAAUGGCACAAGAACGGAGCAACGAAAUGCGUUUAAUUCAGGGACAAUAACAAUAGUGGUACUAUUAGUACCUUACAUGGAGAAUUUGUAAGCUGUAAGUUUAACGUUGGAAAUAUAUUGUAUAUAUUUAUUUUAGGAAUUCUUUGGACCAAAGCUCUGGGUGAGAUUCAACGGAUGAACGCCCACUAUAGGUCAUGUCAUCGUUUUCGACUUUGGUUUGAGGAAAAGAUGGCCUAUUAUUCAACCCCUUUUUAGAGUCUUUGUGUACGUUUAUGUAAUGAGGUCCAGUAAUUUAUAGUCAGUUUACAUUACGUGUAAAAGUGAAAAUGUAGGAUCUCCGUCACGUAAUUUUGUUGUCAU
Gadus macrocephalus (Pacific cod) is the source of this 3013-nucleotide messenger RNA. RefSeq names its product adhesion G protein-coupled receptor E5-like. The record is from RefSeq and is a predicted model, not a curated record. Gene Ontology annotation, molecular function: G protein-coupled receptor activity; calcium ion binding. Gene Ontology annotation, biological process: adenylate cyclase-activating G protein-coupled receptor signaling pathway; cell surface receptor signaling pathway. NCBI's taxonomy places the organism in Eukaryota, Metazoa, Chordata, Actinopteri, Gadiformes, Gadidae. The coding region runs from base 340 to 2595 and encodes 751 amino acids. Gene Ontology annotation, cellular component: membrane. The transcript is spliced from 17 exons.